AGUAAAGUCGUCAGUGGAGUGCUAACAGCUAUAAAGUGAAAACCGUGUUAUUUCUCAGGAUUUUAUAAUUCAUGAAAAUCAGGCAUAAUCUUGCUUUUCCCCGAGUGGCAAGUGUUGCAUGAAUAACUUCGCUAAGAAUUUGAACGAGAAAUACUAGUGAGAAAUUAGUGAGAAAAAACUGCUUUUUAGCAAGUAUAAUUAAAAUAGGUCCUUAUAAGUGAAAUAGUCUUAAAGUGAUCACAAGUGAACUAUUGGGAUGAAUCCACUGUGAAAGGAUUGUAUCGUGAACCCAUGAUGCCCGGGGGGCGAGGGGGCUACAACCCCUACGCGACAAACUCAAACUCCCACGCCAUCAGGCAGGAGAUCCAGAGGUUCGAGAGUGUUCAUCCCUCGAUCUAUGCUAUCUAUGAUCUCAUCGAUCUUGUGCCUGAUCCUCAUCUAGCACAGCAGAUCAGAGAACAUGUUGUUUGCAUUGAAGAUUCGUUUGUGAACUCUCAAGAGUGGACUUUAUCCAGAACAGUUCCCGAUUUAAGACUUGGGAUAGUUGGUUCUUUGUCUAGUGGUAAAUCUGCCCUUGUACACAGAUAUCUUACUGGCAGCUAUAUGCAGGAGGAGUCUCCUGAAGGAGGCAGGUUUAAAAAGGAGGUUGUUGUGGAAGGACAAAGUUAUUUAUUAUUAAUCAGAGAUGAGGGUGGACCACCAGAAUUACAGUUUACGAGCUGGGUUGAUGCGAUCAUCUUCGUGUUCAGCUUGGAGAACGACAGCAGUUUCUCCGCCAUCUACAACUACUACGCCAAGAUGUCUCAGUUUAGGAAUAUACAGGAGAUUCCUCUUAUUCUAGUCGGUACUCAGGACGGGAUCUGUGAUAACAAUCCUCGGAUAAUAGAAGAUGCGCGAGCGCGUAAGCUGGCAAUGGACCUGAAAAGAUGCGCGUACUACGAGACUUGCGCCACCUACGGACUCAAUGUAGAGCGGGUUUUCCAGGAUGCGUGUCAGAAGAUAGUUCAAGUAAAGGGAUUGGGUUCAAGACCAACCACGCCCACCAGCUUCAUGCCACGCCCCUUCACCACAUACAUGUCCUCACCAACCAACGGGUACGCUAACGCAAUAAUACAACAAUCUCACUCACCUGCUGGGAAUAACUACCAGCCUCACUCACCCGCUCACAUACUUCCUCAUCAAAAUUCAUUUACCUCCAAUAAGGAUAUUCGGCCAACUCCGAGCAGUCAGUCCACCAGCAAUGUGAUAAUAAACCCUAUAGGAGUAGAUGAAUACAGGACUAGGAGUAGUCUUAUACAGGACAGGAAUAGUCUUAGUCAGGACAGAUUGCAGGACAGGACUAGUAGUAUAUCAGACAGGUUACAGGACAGGAUAAGUCUGCCCGCUGACCGGCUUGGGUUGGACAGGAUGGGUUUGGAGAGGGAGCGGAGCGGGAUGAAUAGCUCCGGGAGUGGUUCAGGAUCAGAGGGAAACACAAAAUUUCUCAUUCCAGGUAAAUCUUUAAAACAAAACUUUUUUUUUCGUGGUCAUAUCCUCUCCCCCCCCCCCAUCCUUUAAUGUUAAGUUUGAUAG
Eurytemora carolleeae is the source of this 1572-nucleotide messenger RNA. Its product is annotated as centaurin-gamma-1A. Lineage: Eukaryota; Metazoa; Arthropoda; Copepoda; Calanoida; Temoridae. The transcript has 13 exons. Bases 292 to 1557 code for a protein of 421 amino acids. Gene Ontology annotation, cellular component: nucleus. The record is from RefSeq and is a predicted model, not a curated record. Gene Ontology annotation, molecular function: GTPase activity; GTP binding.